GGGGAAAAAAAAAUCCAAACAGAAAAUUCCGCAAAACAGAGAGCGACGAAGAGCCCUACUCAGCCUCCAAUAGUCCAAUUCACUCUGCAGCUACUGCAUUUUUAAUUAAUUCGAUUACCACUCUGCUACCCAUUUCUCUUCUGCAAUUAAUUGAUCAUCUUCACUUAAAACCCAUUAACUCUCAGUUCUGGGCAGCAAGAAAUCACACUCUGUUUACAAUUGAGCUCUUAUAAGAUUUUAAGUUUUUGAGCUCCCCUCUGUUUCUCGAACACCGAAAGAUGGGCUCUUUCCGAUUCCGGGAAUCGAUUGCAGAAAUGGGUAGCUUUUGAUUUUCUUAUAAUCACCCUGGGUGAAAAUCGAUCGGGCUCCCAUUUGAUUCGUCAAUGGCGGACAGUAAAGGGGGCUGCUGGUAUGGCUGGAUGAAGAAGAUCUUCACUUGCCACCUGGCCGAAAAGAAAUUGAAGAGAGGGAAAUGGAAAUGGGUUUCACGGAGGCUGAGGCUGCUGGGGCAGAACCCAGUUAUUCCGGCCCCAACCACACAGCUAACCGACGCCACAGAGCGCCAGAAGAACUACGCUCUCACCGUCGCCAUGGCAGCAGCCGCCGCCGCCGAGGCGGCUGUUGCGGCCGCCAAAGCCGCUUCCGAGCUCGUCCGCCUCACCGUUCCUCACGGCAGUUCAGUUAAACGAGACCGGAAUCGGGCUGCCAUUCUGAUCCAGAGUGUCUUCCGUGCCUACCUCGCCAGGAAAGCGUUGAGAGCAUUGAGGGGAGUCGUGAAGCUUCAAGCCAUUGUUCGUGGCGAGCUGUUUAGACGACGACAAUCCGCCAUCAUCAACAAGCUCAAGCAUUUGAUAGUACUAGACGAUGGUGUUGAUGAUGACUGUAAAUCCGCUCCCAUAGAUGAACAAGAAGAGAAGGAAUUCAAGCAGGGGAGGGCCGAUCACCAGCAUUCUGAAUCCACCGGCCACUCGCUUAGAUGCAGCAGCCAGAGAAGUUGGGAUUUCAGUAGGUUGUCCAAGGAAGAGCUAGAAGCUGUAUGGUUAAGGAAGCAAGAAGGUAGCAUGAAGCGAGAUAGGAUGAUGAGCUACUCCUUCUCCCACCAGGAAAGGAUGAACUCACAGUUACUAGAGGAAUUACUGAUGGGGGAGAAGGAUCAGAGAAGCAAUGACAGGCACUGGAUGGAGAAUCUGAGAAUACUCCCCUUCUCUACUUCAUUCAAUAGCGAGACAGAAUUCAGCUCGCUUACGAAAACCAGUAAGGACAGCAGCCACCACACUAGGGGUAGGGGGAGCAGCAGCUCAGUUGCACGAGAUGACGACAACGACAGUGAUGGGGAGAGUUCGAGGACGACGAUCACAAGCUCGUCAGUUGUUCUACCGACGUACAUGGCAGCUACGGAGUCUGCGAGGGCUAGGGCGAGGUCGGUGAGCAUGCCGAGGCAGAGAGUGGGGGUAGACAGAGAGGAUGGUAGCAGAGGUGGGAUGACGAAGGUGCUUUGGUCUUCUGACAGUGGUGAACUGUUUGGAAAAUCGUAUGCUAAUAAAGAGAUGGUGAACAGGAAAUGUCAUCACCGUGGAUUCAGCCUUGCUUCUCGAGGUAAGAAUGGGUGAUGAUUAAUGGUGGGAUGAUACAAGAAAUUUUGAAGAAGAUUAGAAUGGAGGAUGUACAGAUAUGGAAAUUUUUUCUUUGGUUGGUUGGUCCAUAAUAAUCAUACCAUAUAUUGGUUUAAUUCAUUCUUUUCAAUAUCACUAUGUGUGAGAGCUUUUGGUCAUGUGGCAUUUAUAUUAACUAGAAAGGAAUCCCGCGCUACGCGUUGGCGCGUGAAAUUAUUGCAACAUGAAUAUUGAUUAAAUGACAAACUGC
Linum tenue is the source of this 1863-nucleotide messenger RNA. NCBI's taxonomy places the organism in Eukaryota, Viridiplantae, Streptophyta, Magnoliopsida, Malpighiales, Linaceae. The record is from the annotation of a GenBank genome assembly.